This is a messenger RNA of Labeo rohita (rohu), 1531 nucleotides long. RefSeq lists its product as uncharacterized. NCBI's taxonomy places the organism in Eukaryota, Metazoa, Chordata, Actinopteri, Cypriniformes, Cyprinidae. The coding region runs from base 169 to 783 and encodes 204 amino acids. The transcript has 2 exons. The record is from RefSeq and is a predicted model, not a curated record.
CAACUAAAACAUUCGGAUUGCUUUGUUAUCACUAGUUUUGUUUUGAUUUCCCGAGUUGCUAGCUUAUAGCCCGUUAGCAGCACCAGCGUGGUUGCCGCUAAUCUUGCUUGCAUUGUUUACACACUAUUUACACACAUUUCCAUUGUUUACUCACUGUUACUUGCUUUAAUGGCGAAUUUGUGUCCACCUUUCAGUGCAGGUGAGGACACGUUCGAGCUGCACUCGUUGCAGCUCGAGCUGGAGGCUGUGGAGAAGCAGAUUCAGGAGCUGUUGGUGAGGCAGACGGAGCUGAGAAAGCAGAGAGCCGCUCUGGAAUCCUCCCGGGUAAGUAACGUUAUACAGCGCGAUACUAACACUCUGACCACCUCUACUCCGUGUGCUUCUCUGCACAGGUCCCGUGCACCCUGGACGCGAUCUUCCCAGAUGUCCUUCACUCCGGCGCCGGGACACCAUGGACCCUGGGUGCAGCAGCAGCGGAAGACGCGAGCCAGGCCCCGGCCGAGGACCUCGCCCCCUCCGCCGCCUCCGGUCUUCGAGAUCUCCACCCGGAACCGCUUCGCUCCCCUCCGCGAGACGGGACGCAACGCUGUGAUCGUCGGAGACUCCAUUGUCCGGUACGUACGUGCUACUCUAGCUAAAGGUAGAGUCCACACCCACUGUUUUCCUGGUGCUCGCGUUCUCGAUGUUUCUGCGCAGAUACCCACAAUCCUGAAGGACGGCGAGAGCAUCGGCGCGAUCGUCCUGCACGCGGGGGUGAACGACACCAGGCUGCGGCAGACUUAGGUUCUGAAGACGGACUUCAGCAGCCUGAUCGAGACGGUUCGCAGCACGUCGCCCACGACGAGGAUCAUCAUGUCAGGACCGCUUCCCACGUAUCGACGUGGGCACGAAAGGUUCAGUAGACUUCUUGCUCUAAAUGAAUGGUUAUUGACAUGGUGUAAAGAACAGAAACUGCUCUUUGUUAAUAAUUGGAAUCUUUUUUGGGAACGUCCUAGGCUUUUCCGUGCGGAUGGCCUGCACCCCAGCAGAGUCGGAGCGGAACUGCUGUCGGACAACAUCUCCAGGACGCUACGCUCCAUUUGACUAGAAUUCACUAGGAAUUCACAAGCUCCAGUGUGGAUCCAGAACACUUAAGAAGAGAUGAUGCCAACCACACAGAGGACUUCAGAUGAUGCCAACCCUGAAACAACAUACAGCACUACCGAAUUCUGCUACUAAUUUAUAGUGUUCUUUGUCUGUUUGAUUACGUCAUUAAUUGAUCUUUACCACACAUCUCUGCCAUAUGUACAUCAAGCUACUACUACAUAUAUUGUAAAAAUGUCAAUUUGGUGUAAAGCUGCUUUGCAACGAUAUGUAUCGUGAAAAGCGCUAUACAACUAAAUUUGAAUUGAAUUGAAUUGAAUAUUUUCUAAACCUCUAUUUUAUUCACAAUAGUACAUAGAAAAUAUAUUGAAUGUGUAAACUGAGGAAAAGUACCAUUAUAACUCAGAAUGAAGUUGUAUAUUAUGACAAAAUUACAAGUAAACAAGAA